GCAGACGCCAGGCACCCAGUUCUCCCAGCUCCGGAGGCGGCGGGAGGGCCUAGCCUAGGGACUGCGGGCCCGGAGCCGGGAUGCCUGAAGGGCCGUCUGUGAGGAAGUUCCACCACUUGGUGCGCCCCUUUGUGGGGCAGCGGGUGGUCCGGACAGGGGGCAGCAGUAAGAAGCUGAACCCUGCCAGUUUCCAGUCCCUGUGGCUCCAGGACACCCAGGUCCAUGGAAAGAAACUGUUCCUUAGAUUUGACCCAGACGAAGAAACCAGGUCUCCUGGCAACAACCCACUGCCAGAACCUCUGCAAAAAAGAGAGAGGAAGGAAGGGGCUGGGGACCACAAGCAGACCUUGGGUCCCGGCUUCCAGAAAAUCUCAGACCAGUCGUCCCAGUCCCUGGAGCAUGUCCGCAGCGGAGACAAUGGCUCGGAGUAUCUGGGGGGAGACGGCCCUGCAGGGAGUGCUGAGAGGUGGCUGCAGAUCAGCUUUGGUUUGUUUGGCAGCAUCUGGGUGAACGAAUUCUCCAGAGCAAAGAAAGCGAACAAGAGGGGUGACUGGAGGGACCCCAUUCCGAGGUUGGUCUUGCACUUUGGUGGUGGCGGCUUCCUGGCAUUUUAUAAUUGUCAGAUGUCUUGGAGCUUUUCCCCAGUGAUCAAACCCACCUCUGACAUCUUGUCUGCAAAGUUCCAUCGAGGACAAGCCUUGGAAGCUCUGGGCAAAGCACAGCCUGUCUGCUAUACACUGUUGGACCAAAGAUACUUCUCAGGCUUAGGGAACAUCAUUAAGAAUGAAGCCCUGUACAGAGCUGGGAUCCAUCCCCUUUCUCUUGGCUCACUCCUCAGUCCUCAGCAACUGGAGAUCCUCGUGGAUCACGUGGUGGAGUUCAGUGCAGACUGGCUUCAGGGAAAGUUCCAGGGCAAACAGCAGCACACGCAGAUCUACCAGAAAAAUCAGUGCCCUGAGGGGCACCAGGUCAUGAAGGAGGCCUUCGGGCCUCCAGGUGGCUUCCAGAGGCUCACGUGGUGGUGCCCACAGUGCCAGCCCAGCCUGUUGCCUGAUGAGGUGGAGCAAGUUCAGCUUUCCUGAGGCUCUGGGGCCUCUUCCCAGGACCCUGCCCUUUGGGGAGCACAGUGUUGGCGUGUCGAGGAGGGGGUGCGGGCAGGGAUUGGGAACGGAGGGGCGGAGGGGUCGGGAGGAGGUUACUGCUCUAGACACGCAUCUCACUGAAGUUAUGUCUAAGACAGAGUUUUCACAGGGUUAGUUUUUUUUCGAGUGUUCGUUUAAUUUUUUUUAAUUAAAAAAAUUUUUUAUCCUUACCCAAGGACAGUUUUCCAUUGCUUUGAGCGAGAGGGGAAGGGAGAUGGAAGCAGCAAGUGGUUGCCUCCCAUAUUCUCCCCCACUGGGGUGGAUGUUCAGCCAACUGAGCCACGCCACCCAGGGCGAGUGCUAGUUAAUUCUUCCUAAUUCUGCCAUUGUGAAAGAUGAGAAAAGUUGUGAUGACAGUUAAGGGAAAAGCCUCCCAGAAUGACAAUGGGGUAGUGAAAAUAUAAGUCUGUGGAAAAUUGCUGCACCCCCACAUUGCGGUUUGGUUUGGGUUUUGAAAGGCCCUCCAUUUGAGAAGGAGGAACACGGAAUUGUCUUUUUUCAUUCCCCUGGAGGCACCCAGGGGCCAGGAUGGAGGACCAUGAGGGUCAUGCUCGGAUUCAGCCUCCAGACUGGGUCCUUUUCCAUGGGAGGGGGACACCACGAGCAGGGGUCAGGGAGGAGGGGGUCCCGGAAACUGGUCACCUUUCUGGUGUGCCCCGUGGCCUUUAGAAAUAGCUCCUUGUUUCCUCCUCGAGGAGAUUUGCUUGUGACCAUCGCUGUGCGGGACGGUGCCAGAACCCAGGGUCAUGGAGACACUGUGUAAAGUGGUUAGCAAGAGCUGGAGGGGA
Molecule: messenger RNA, 1930 nt
Organism: Artibeus jamaicensis (Jamaican fruit-eating bat)
Lineage: Eukaryota; Metazoa; Chordata; Mammalia; Chiroptera; Phyllostomidae
Gene: NEIL2
Product: nei like DNA glycosylase 2
Exons: 5
Coding region: 81-1082 (333 amino acids)
Biological process (GO): base-excision repair
Cellular component (GO): nucleus
Molecular function (GO): zinc ion binding; damaged DNA binding; DNA-(apurinic or apyrimidinic site) endonuclease activity
Source: RefSeq, a predicted model, not a curated record